Caenorhabditis angaria is the source of this 1578-nucleotide messenger RNA. NCBI's taxonomy places the organism in Eukaryota, Metazoa, Nematoda, Chromadorea, Rhabditida, Rhabditidae. The record is from the annotation of a GenBank genome assembly.
AUGAAGUUUUUAUUCGUAUUUUUAUUUUUCUUCUUGAUCUUAUUGUCAAACUACACUGUAAAUUCUAGAAUUUUUCGGGGAAAACGACAAGCCGCGCUGGCUACAGAUGAUGGAAUUGAUAUUCCGUUUACCUUAAGGUACUUAACCUAUUUUUGAAACCUAACAGAAAAUUUCCUAAUAUCUUUAGGUCAGCUAUAACUUGUCUAACCCCAGGAAUUCUAGAAAAUAUCUGCUUAGGUCCGAGAGUUCAAGUUUUGAAGAAGGAACGAAUUGGAUUGACGGAUCGGAAAGGAGCGACUUAUGGUUAUCACAAUGGAGUUGAUGUAAGACUUUUGCGAAACAAAAAUAUUCCGCUGAUUGGGGAAGAUACGGAAAUUGGGAGAAGUAUUGGUGCGACUGUUGAUGUAACACCAUGGGAUGGUGCAUUGGAAGUUGGAACGAGAGAUAAGAUUUUUAAUGUUUGGAAACAUAAUAAGUGAGUUUGGGCAUAGCUUACGCAUCUCUAUAGCUAUCUUUUUCAUGAUUUUUCAAUUUUUGAUUGAAACACAAGGGUCACCUUUUUCUAUGAAAACCCUGUUUUUCUAUAGGAAAAUGUGAGCCUUGUGUCUCAAUCAAAAUUAAAUCAAAAAUUGAAAAAUUAUGAAAAAGAUAAGCUUCAAAUAUUGUAGCUUUUUGCAAAUUUACGGAAAAUUCUGGAAAAAAUGGGCAUAGCUUCCGCAUCUCUGAAGCUAUCUUUUUCAUGAUUUUUCAAUUUUUGAUUUAAUUUUGACUGAAACACAAGAAAAUUCUUUUCCAAUCUAUAAAAAAACCCUUUUUUCUAUAGGAAAAUGUGAGGCUUGUGCUUCAAUCAAAAUUUAAAUCAAAAAUUGAAUAAUCAUGAAAAAUAUAAGCUUCAAAUAUCGGUAGCUUUUUGCAAUUUACGGAAAAUUCUGGAAAAAAAUGGGCAUAGCUUCCGCAUCUCUGAAGAAAGCGAUAGCCAAUAUUUGAAGCUUACCUUUCUAUAGAAAAACAGUGAUUUUCCAUGGAGAAAGUCCCGAUUUUGGGCAAACGGGGAACUUUUCCAUAGAAAAUCACUGUUUUUUCAUAGAAAAGUAGGCUUCAAAUAUCGGCUAUCGCUAGCUUUUUGCAAAUUAGAUAUAAAAAAAUUCGGGAUUUCUAGAGGCGCAUUGGUUGAAUGGGACCAACAAGGAGCCGGCUUCGAUAUAGGAUCUCGAGCAUCAGCCGCCGAUGAUUUAAUAAAACUACGUCACACCCUAUUCGGCCUAAACAUCGGACCAAAUUCCCAGAGAAAUAUAGUUGGUCCUUAUCGAGUUGGUGACACUAAAGGGCAACGUAAGUCACAUUUUCUUCACUAGAAGCGAGAAAUCUGGAAUUUCAGAUCUGAAAGUUGCUACACCAAUUCAAUCGCUCUAUCACAAUUAUUACGCGGGUCGCGGUGAUUGGUAUAAAAAUCAAUUUCGUCGACCUGGCGAUCAAUAUCGAACAAAUGAGCAAAAAGCGUGUCCGUGGUGUUUUGCGGUGGAUUCGACGUAUCCCACGCAAACUAUGUUUAAUCCUAUAUUCACUGGCAGACAAUAA